AUGCUUUUUUCUUUUUUUUUUCUUUUUUUUUUCUUUUUUUUUUCUUUUUUUUUUCUUUUUUUUUUCUUUUUUUUUUCUUUUUUUCAUCAUGUGUGCUCUGGCCCCCAGCGCUCCAGUUUAAUGCAGGAAGAGCUCCCAGAGUGUUUUCGUGUUGUUUCACAGCAAAGAACUUGUGGCGAUGAAGCUGUUGGAACGGCUCUGGAAGAUAUUCACAGAUUUGUAUUUGAGAAGAGUCAGAGGAACAUGGAGGCGUUGUCACCUUCUGAACUUCUUUCAUCUUGUGAUUUGGCGGUGAAAAAGGUGGGGGGACAACUGGGUAAAAGAAACCCAUUGGGCACAGCGCAUCUACCCAUGGGAGUGGUCAUUGUUGAGAUGAUUGCACGCCUAACUCGAAUUUUGUUCUGGGGUAUUACUGCAUGUUCCGAGAUGUCUUUGCCACGUAAACUGAAGAUGAUUGAGGAAGACGGAGAAGAAUUGGAGGAGGUACUUCUGCCGCGUUUUUUCUUGAAGCUCUCAGUGAGUCCCAUCAUUCUGCGAGAUGUAUUAAUGAAAGCCCCUUGGGACGUCUUUUCGCGUCUCUAUGGCACAGAGAGCGCCCUCCCAGGGGAAGUCAGAGAGUGUGUCCCUGUGGAAGUCAGAUCUGUUCUCAGCAGUCUUAAGGUGAAUUUUGGAUGUGACUUUCUUUUUCAUAUUUGUGUUCCGGUAGAUUUGACAGGCUCGCAUCGGGAGGCGGUCAACACUGCCGCCGAGGCCAUCGCUUCUCAUAUGGCCACUGCAUUUGAUUUGGGCGGUGGUCUCUCAGUGGCUGUGGAGGCAGAUUGCGAUAAUAAAAAUAUUGGAGACGACACAAAUCAUCAUUUGUUUCGCGAUAAAAGUUGUACACGUUCUUCCCUUCUCGGCAGGAGCACUUCCCGUUCCGAGUCUUGGGAUUUUAAGACGGGUCGAAAACCCCUUUUGUCGUCGGGGGAACGGUCACAAUUUACGCAAUUUAUUCAUUCCCGCCACUGUUUGCCUGCUUACAAGCUAACUAGAAGAAGGUCGGGAGUACUGCCGGGGCCAGGGGCGGGUAUUGAGUGUGCAGAUUACCCCAUCAAUGGAGCUGGUCAUUAUUCCCCUGCUACUGAGGAAAGCCACGUCUCCUCAGAGGAGCACGACGGCGAGACAGAAGUGUUGGCACCAGAAACCCCAGUAAAGAAAAGGGUGCGAGCCGAAAAAGGAGUUGUGCCACCAUCGCCUUCGCGUCCCACUCGCGAAUAA
This is a messenger RNA of Trypanosoma cruzi, 1257 nucleotides long. RefSeq lists its product as uncharacterized. Lineage: Eukaryota; Euglenozoa; Kinetoplastea; Trypanosomatida; Trypanosomatidae. The transcript has a single exon. The coding region runs from base 1 to 1257 and encodes 418 amino acids. The record is from RefSeq and is a predicted model, not a curated record.